AUGGCGGACAAUGGCUCUUCAACCCCCCAAUUCCUCGCGCCGCCGGCCGUCACGGCCUUGCGGCAGGAGGCUCGGAACAUCUACCCGGUCAUGACACGGACGCUCAGUGAAGACAUGCGCGAGGAGCGGGAAGACUUGAAGGAAGCUGCCGAACAGACUCUGAACAUCAUCGUGGACCUCGACCUAGAGGGUCGUAUCAAGUGGGUGAGCCCGUCCUGGAGACAAGUCGUUGGCUCUCCCCCCGAAUCGGUCGAGGGCCGCAUGAUCUCGGAGAUGCUGGUUGGCAAUAAAAAUGUCUUUCGCGAUGCGAUCGAGUCGAUGAAGGAGGAUGACUCGCGUAGUCGAUUCAUUCGCUUCUCCGUGCAGAUGGGGCCGGACUCGGUGCUUCGAUACGCGCCCGAACCGCGUCCGAUCGAGUCGGGGACCGAUACUGAGCGAGAAGGGAAGCCUUCCGGGGAGAAGACGACGGAUGAGAAGAUGGAGCCUUCGCAGGCCGAAGGCGAGGAUAACCAUGAUGUGUUGACCAUGGAGGGUCAAGGUAUCAUGGUGUAUGACCGCACGGAUGAUGAGGCCGGACAUUCCAUGUGGAUGCUCCGACCGCUCACUGAACCCCGCGAAGUGACUAUCGACCUGCCACCUCAGCUUGUAGAGUCACUCGGCGUCGGCGCAGAAGUACUCGCGAACUAUCUGACCGAGCUCGCAGAGGCCGCAGCCAACGAACCGGAUCCCUCAAAACACCCAGCCCCGACUCCGGUUCUAUGUCGUAUUUGCGAACGCCAAAUCACCCCAUGGUGGUUCGAGAAACACUCCGAUCUUUGCUUGCAGGAACAUCGGGCGGAGAUGGAUGUACAAGUUGCGCAGGAGAACCUCAAUGAACACCGUCACGCUAUCGUGAGGGUGCUGGAUGCAUUGGAGGCUCGGCAAGGAAGGCCGUUGAUCGGCAGCGAUGGCAACAUUCUUCCCCUCGUCCAGCCAGAGUAUAAGGGCUUGCCCAUCGGGCCGUCCCCUGUCAGCUCGGCACCUUCAUCAGCUCCCACCUCUGGUGUGAGCUCGGCGCCCGGGACGCCACCUCGCUCUCGCGAUCAUUCCGCCUCGGGCGUCAUCACGCCAGGACGCCCUCGAGCAUUCACUGUUCGACGCCCGCUGGCUCGCAUUGUCGAGCUGGUGCUGGAUCUCUGCGACACUGCGUUGGAGAUCAGUAUGCCCAUGAUCAAAGAAUCGCAGCGCCCGGAGAAUGGAGAAGAAUUCAGGACAUUGUCACCGCAAUCUGAAUCUCGAAUUUCUCAGGUGCUUCAGUGGUCGUCCCCUAGCUCCAACACAUUAGAGCAGGAACAGGGCCUAGCUGCCUUGGCCGGUGACACAGAGGAGAUUGCAAAGGCUAAAGUAGAUGCCGUUGUUCGCCAUCGCAAGAUCGUUGAAUACGCAGAGCGCAUUCGGAUUGAAUACACUGUCCUAGUUGAGGAGUGUAUCACGGCUGCAUUGAGCAAGGCAGAGCGGAUUGCCGCUGGUCAACUCAGUGAUUCGUCUUGCUCCUCUGACGAAGAGAUGUCGCAGGACGCCGCUUUUGCCAGUGAUGCCGAUGUCAGCACCACCGGCGAUAGAGACGAGUUGAUGUACGUCCCGAGUCAAGAACCGCUGGCAGCGCAAUCGUUCCCUGCAGCUCCCACCCCACGCAAGCCUGUAACGUCCGCUCUCACAAUGUCUAUGCGCAAUUCUCCUGAUCGUGCACUGCUUGCGCAAGGCGAGGUCCGAUCGUCCUCUGUCGCGGUAUCUACUGGGUCUAAUAGCCCCUUGGAAUGCCCGACUCCCCGAUCCCAUAAGAGUGCCGCUGGCCUGUUAGGCACAUCACAACCCGCCCGACGGGGUCUUUCGCUGGCUGACAUUGAUGCCGGUGAUAGUAGCGAUAGCAGCAUGCCGUCAACGUCUGCUUUCGCCAGCGCUAUGCGAACAGAUUCACCUUCCUCUGAGCGGAGCUUUGACCGCAAACGUAGAAGCCUGGUGCUUCCAGGCCUGUCGAGUUCGCCCCGUCGGCAGCCUUCUCCUGCUCGAGUCUCUGGCCCCCAUUCCCCUCUGAGGAUGCCGAAGCCUCGACUGUCUCAUGGCGCAGACAGUCUUCCUUCCCCUAUCGUCUCUCCCUCUACUUAUGCUAGUGAACUGGCUCAUCACCAUCUUCAUCACCGUCGCCAAUCCUCGGCCACAUCGUCAGACGUGGUCAAACCACCCCCAUCACCACGUCUAUCCUCCGUUAGCCAGCAACCUCGUCCUGCGCCACCAUCUAUCAAAGACUUUGAGAUUAUCAAGCCUAUCAGCAAAGGCGCCUUUGGUAGUGUUUAUCUGUCUAAGAAAAAGUCUACGGGUGAAUAUUUCGCUAUCAAGGUGCUCAAGAAGGCCGACAUGAUUGCCAAGAAUCAGGUCACCAACGUAAAAGCCGAACGAGCAAUUAUGAUGUGGCAGGGCGAAAGCGACUUUGUCGCCAAGCUUUAUUGGACGUUUUCAAGCAAAGAAUAUCUCUACUUGGUUAUGGAGUAUUUGAAUGGAGGUGAUUGUGCCUCGCUUGUCAAGAUCUUGGGAGGUCUCCCCGAAGAUUGGGCUAAAAAGUACAUUGCGGAGGUGGUACUCGGAGUCGAGCACCUGCACAACCGUGGGAUUGUUCAUCGUGAUCUCAAACCGGAUAACCUUUUGAUUGACCAUACCGGACACUUGAAAUUAACAGACUUUGGUCUUUCCCGCAUGGGUCUCGUUGGCCGUCAGAAGCGUGUUUUGAAGAGUCCCAAUGAGCCCGCUCCUGACCUCCUCAAGCAAGGUCCUUUCCCUCGGGCUAUUUCCAUCGCCUCUUCUCGAUCGGCGUCAUUUGAUUUCCAGGCUGCCUCCUCUCCUGGCUCUACACCGUUGAUCACUCCGGAAAAUGCUGCGAAUGUACAGCCGUCGUACUUCAGUUUGAAUCAGAGUGGCCUCAGUAGACAGAGCUCUCGCCGAGCAUCUGGCUAUCGCAGUGAUAGUGCUGGUAGUGACAGCUUGAAUGGCAUGUUCAGAACCUUUUCUCUCAAUGAUACUGGAAAUGAACACCAUGUAGCGUCGCCAAACGUGCUGUCUACAAGUCUGGCGGAGGAAGAGGAGGAGCCGCAGAGCGAUGCAGGCGAGUCUCCUCACUUGUAUCCCCUGCAGCCAACAUUUAGCAAUCCCCUGAUGUACAACACGCCGCCGCAGCAGAGUAUGCUUCCGCCUGUCAUGGCACUGUUCGAUCCGGAGGACCAUGACCGCCGCUUUGUUGGAACUCCAGACUAUCUGGCUCCCGAAACAAUCAAUGGCAUUGGCCAAGACGAGAUUAGUGAUUGGUGGUCGUUGGGUUGCAUCAUGUUCGAGUUCAUCUUCGGCUACCCUCCUUUCAAUGCCCCGACUCCCGAUGAAGUAUUCGAGAACAUCCUUCAAAGAAAUAUCAACUGGCCAGAUGAUCCAGAGGAGUACACCACUCCCGAAGCCUUGGAUCUCAUGAACAAGCUCAUGACAUUGAACCCGCGUGAGCGUAUCGGCGCCAAUGUGGACGAGAAGUUCCCCAAUGGCGGUGCCGAGAUCCGUCAUCAUCCCUGGUUCGCUGAUAUCAACUGGGAUACUCUGUUAGAGGACAAAGCGCAGUUCGUGCCCAACCUUGAAAACCCUGAGGAUACAGAGUACUUUGAUGCUCGUGGUGCGACCUUGCAAGCUUUCGCAGAAGAGAUGGAAGAUGAGCCUUCGCCCCAGGGUCAAUCAGCUUCCGGAUCAUAUCCCGACAGGCCCCACGAUGCGCUCUUUAAAGUGCGUUCUCAGGUCAAUUCGAUGAAGCGCCCGUUGAUGCCUUUGCACAUCCCACCCCAUGUUCGCGAUGCUCGGGAUUCACGGAGCCGGAGAUUGAGCGAGCCAGCAUUGGCCGAUGACUUUGGCAGCUUCAACUUUAAGAACCUUCCCAUGCUUGAGAAGGCGAAUAAAGAUGUUAUCCAGAAGAUGCGCCAGGAGGCCAUGCAAGCACAGCAUCGGCAAUCUGCUUCGUCGUCAUCAGCUGCCCAAACACCCUUGACAGCCUCGCAGCCUUCUUUGGAAGGCAGCCCUCUGCCCAUGUCCCUGCAACGUACUCUGUCGCAGACCAAGGGGAACAACCGACCUUCGUCGCCUUCUGGUCUUAGCCAGGCAAAUUCAUCGCCUAGCCGACCUUCUCAGCCAUCGUCUCCGUUGUUGGUUCAGUUCAGCACUGGCAGCAACCACGAACGACGCAAGACUUCCGGAUCCUCCUCAACUGCCUCGCAUCAGUCAAGUGGCACAUUCCAGCCGUCCUCGGUUGAUCAAUCGCGCAUGCCAAACCUUCGCCUUGGCUCGGUUGCAUCGUCGCCCGUCAAGGCCAAUCGAAUUCCUGCACAUUCACCAGACAAGCACCCCUCCAGCCAACGCCAUGGAAGUGCCCCCGCGAGCCGUGCUCGAUCACAGACUAUCGGAUCGCAAGAUGGAGGCGAGUUCCCUGGAUUGACCAAGGAGCCCUUUGUGCCAUCUCACCACAAGCGCCGUAGUCAGCUCUUCGACAUCUCACCUUCGUCGUCUGAUAACGAGGACCCCCGGACUAAGGCCUUGCUCAAGGUCCAGCGCCGCCGUCAAAGCUCUCGCCGUCUCUCCCAAUUCAAUAUUCAGGAUGGCCCAUUCUUCCGCCCGCUGGAUAUUCUGAUCUGUGAGGAUCACCCCGUCUCCCGUCUCGUGAUGGAGCGCCUGUUCGAAAAGCUCCGUUGUCGAACCAUCACUGUCACCAAUGGUGCCGAAGCCAUGAGAUAUGCUCUCAGUGAAGUCCAGUUUGACAUUAUCAUGACCGAGUUCAAGCUUCCACAAGUCAACGGGGCCGACUUUGCACGGAUGGUGCGCGAGACUCGCAGUGCCAACAGACAUACUCCCAUCGUUGCGGUGACUGGCUAUUUGAAGGACCUUCCUGAGAUGCACUACUUCGAUGCGCUCAUUGAGAAACCUCCCACACUGUCCAAGCUGACCGAGGCCCUGUGCAAGUGGUGCAUGUGGAAGCCACCGCCAAAGGACUACAACCCUUCCUCCCAACCGCUCAACGUGUCAAUGGCAACCGGCGGUCGCACGAACCCAUUGUCAAAUGAUGACAGUCCUAGCUCGGCUUCGUCUGGGUUUGUGCCACACCCUCCUAGCUCGUAUAGAGGGUCUAGCCGUGAUGACUCGGUGAGUAGCAGUGUGUUCGGCGAUAUGGAAUCUAUCAAACCGGAUGAGGUCCCCGUGAUUAUCAGCCGGAACCAUGAUGACUGGGAUCAGGGCCAGGGUGGACUUGGCAUCUCCGAAGAUGCGCAUCCCGGCAGUCCUGAUCCCAAGGCUGUUCCCGUCCCGCAUCUUCUCCAUGCGAUUUCUGCACCUGCCGCCAUGGAUGCUAGUGGUACGUUGACGCCGCGGAAACAACGGUCUAGUGAAGCCAUCCGCGCUAAACGGGAGUCCUUGGAGAAGAAGCGGUACGAAUGUGCUGAGUCCGGGGACGACGAGGAUGAAGAGCUGGGUCAUUCGCAAUCACGUCGGAGCCCACCGACUCGCAAUCGUCGUCCUGGCUCCAAGCUUGGUAUCGAGAUGAUGCGUACCAAUAGCCGCGGCAGUGUCGUCAGUGGAAGUGAAGAGCUUCUUAAGAAGGAGCGCGAAGCGCUACGCAAGGCCGGCGAAUCUGACACCGACGAAGGUCCUUUGGGAUCCCCCGCGAGCACGAGUCUUGAAGAACGGUUUGAAGGCAUGAGCAUUCCCGAGGAAUCUGAGUAUGACGAACCGCUCAGUCCUCGCGAUUCGCCUUCCGAGCAUCAAUUGUCACCUUCUCGUCGUCGACCUUCUCUCGCGCAUUACGAUACCUCGAUCUAUUCUGGGCCGACAUCUCAUCCCGUUGUUUCCAAGUCCAGCUUGGAAGGGUUGAAGCAAGGCCAAACCACUCCACCGGGAGAUCUUACCAAGGCUGUUAAUGCCGGAUUGGGCGUUACUCCCAUCACCCCAGAGGUGAAGAUCUCCGACAACGGGUCAAAUACCGAGGCGGGGUCAGGCGGGGAUACCGAUACUAGUCCCACACCGGACGCUGAAGCCACACCUCGUCCUCUACACCCGUCCCCAAGUCUAGAUGCCGAGCAGACUCCUCGCGCACCGGACCGGUACCGAUCCACCAUGUCCGCCUUCAAACGGUAA
Molecule: messenger RNA, 6183 nt
Organism: Penicillium cataractarum
Lineage: Eukaryota; Fungi; Ascomycota; Eurotiomycetes; Eurotiales; Aspergillaceae
Product: protein kinase RIM15
Exons: 2
Coding region: 1-6183 (2060 amino acids)
Biological process (GO): phosphorelay signal transduction system; peptidyl-serine phosphorylation
Cellular component (GO): nucleus; cytoplasm
Molecular function (GO): ATP binding; protein serine/threonine kinase activity
Source: RefSeq, a predicted model, not a curated record